Dalotia coriaria is the source of this 812-nucleotide messenger RNA. It is a transcript of the gene Naa20A, whose product is annotated as N-alpha-acetyltransferase 20 A. The transcript is spliced from 3 exons. Gene Ontology annotation, biological process: N-terminal peptidyl-methionine acetylation. Gene Ontology annotation, cellular component: NatB complex. Bases 114 to 635 code for a protein of 173 amino acids. Lineage: Eukaryota; Metazoa; Arthropoda; Insecta; Coleoptera; Staphylinidae. The record is from RefSeq and is a predicted model, not a curated record. Gene Ontology annotation, molecular function: protein-N-terminal amino-acid acetyltransferase activity.
AACACACUAUGAUCAAAUUCAAGUUUCAAAUUUAUUGGUUAAAAUAAGUAAAAAUUGUUCAAUCUCCUUCUGCUGCUAUUUUAAAUUAAAUAUUCAUUGCAAUAAGUAACAAAAUGACAACUUUAAGACCUUUUACAUGUGAUGAUAUGUACAAAUUCAACAAUGUUAACCUGGAUCCAUUAACUGAAACUUAUGGCUUAUCAUUCUACAUGCAAUACCUGGCCCACUGGCCUGAAUACUUUCAAGUGGCAGAGUCUCCCAGUGGGGAAAUAAUGGGUUACAUUAUGGGUAAAGCAGAAGGCCAUGGUGAUAACUGGCAUGGGCAUGUCACAGCACUCACAGUUGCUCCUGACUUCAGAAGGCUUGGUUUGGCUGCUUCACUCAUGAAUUUUCUAGAGGAAGUCAGUGAAAAGAAGAAUGCUUACUUUGUUGACUUAUUUGUGAGAGUCAGCAAUAAGGUAGCUAUAAAUAUGUAUAAAAAUCUUGGGUAUAUUGUGUAUCGAACAGUACUGGAGUAUUACUCUGGGGAUCCAGAUGAAGAUGCCUAUGAUAUGAGGAAAGCCUGUGCAAGAGAUGUAAAUCAGAAAUCAGUUGUUCCUCUGGCACAUCCUGUUAGACCUGAGGAUUUAGAUUAAGCCAGGAAACAAAAGCAUAUAUUUAACUCAUGAUAACUUGUGCUGGUUUACUUACAUUAUCAAUAAUUUAAUAGGACAGAGUUUGAAAUAAUUACUGCAAUGCAGAUGUAUGGCCUUGGUUUUUCUUUUCAUGUUGUGAAUAUGGACUGUACUAAUAUAAAGUAAUUUUAAAGCUUA